This is a messenger RNA of Equus quagga, 5130 nucleotides long. Its product is annotated as interferon alpha/beta receptor 1-like. The record is from RefSeq and is a predicted model, not a curated record. Gene Ontology annotation, molecular function: interferon receptor activity; protein binding. The coding region runs from base 166 to 1851 and encodes 561 amino acids. Gene Ontology annotation, biological process: cytokine-mediated signaling pathway. The transcript has 12 exons. NCBI's taxonomy places the organism in Eukaryota, Metazoa, Chordata, Mammalia, Perissodactyla, Equidae.
CUGGCAGUCACUGGCCAGAAGGAGGGGUACCGACGAGGCGGCGCGGCGGCGCUCUGUCGCCCACGCCGCAGGCCCAACACUCGCCAGGCUCGCGGUGCAGCGCCUGAGCGCUCGCCGGUCGGGGUAGCCGAGGAUGUGACUGGCGGAGCCAGCGGCGGUCCGCAGAUGAUGCUCGCCGUCCUGGGCGCGACGACCCUGGUGCUGGUCGCCGGGGCGCCGUGGGUGUUGCCCGCAGCCGCAGAGGGAACAAACCUAAAAUCUCCUCAAAAUGUAGAGGUCUACAUCGUGGAUGACAGCUGUAUCCUGAAGUGGAGCGAAAGCGAUGAGUUUGUCAGCAAUGUGACUUUUUCAGUAGAUUAUCAAAUACCUGAGAUCGAUGACUGGAUAAAAUUACCUGGAUGUCAAUAUGUUACUAGUACCCAAUGCGACUUUUCUUCACUCCAGCUAAAUGUUUACGACGAAGUUAAAUUGCGUGUAAGAGCAGAAAAAGGGAAUGACACUUCUCCAUGGUAUGAGGUCGACUCAUUUAUACCCUUUCAAAAAGCUCAGAUUGGUCCUCCAGAAGUACAUUUAGAAGCUGAAGAUAGGGCAGUAAUACUGAACAUCUCUCCUCCUGGAACACAAGAUAGCGUCAUGUGGGCCAUGGAUAGUUCCAGCUUUACAUAUAGCUUAGUCAUCUGGAAAAACUCUUCAAGCGGAGAAAAAAGGACUGAAACUGUCUAUCCCAGAGAUAAAAUUUAUAAACUCUCCCCAGAGACUACUUAUUGUUUAAAAGUUAGAGCAAGACUACGUGUGCAGCGGAAAGUUGGUUUGUAUAGCCCGGUGUCCUGUAUAAACACCACAGUUGAAAAUAAACUGCCUCCGCCAGAAAAUAUACAAAUCGAUAGUAAUAAUUGGAACUAUAUUAUUAAAUGGGAUUACAAAUAUGAAAACAUGACUUUUCAAGCUCAGUGGCUCUAUGGCUAUUUAAAAAAGUUUCCCGGGAAACAUGAAGAUAAAUGGAAACAACUACCAGACUGUGAAAAUGUCAAGACUACCCAGUGUGUCUUUCCUCGAAGUACUUUCUCAAGAGGAAUUUACUUUGUCCGUGUACAAGCGUCUAAUGGAAAUAACACAUCUCUUUGGUCUGAAGAGAAAAGAUUUGAUACUGAAAUACAAACUAUCAUCCUUCCCCCACUUAUUAACCUGAAAUCCGUUAAUGGUUCUCUGCGUGUCUAUAUCGGUGCUCCAAAAGAGUCUGAAAACAAGUCUGUGGACCAGCCUUACCGACUAACUUAUGAAAUUAAUUUUUGGGAAAACACUUCAGAUACUAAGAGUAAAAUUCUACAGAAAAAAACUGAUUUUACUUUUCUUAACUUGAAACCGCUGACUGUCUAUUGUGUCAAGGCCAGAGCGCUCAUCCUUGAGGAAAAGUGGAAUAAAAGCAGUGAUUUUAGUGACACUGUGUGUGAGAAGACAAAACCAGGAAAUACUUCCAGAACCUUGCUUAUAGCUGGGAUUUGCAUUGCAUUACUUAUUCUCGCAGCUGUCGUUUAUGUUGUGAGAGUCCUCUGGAGAUGUAUCAAUUAUGUGUUCUUUCCAUCAAGUAAACCUCCUUCUGCUGUAGAUGAGUAUUUCUCUGAACAUUUACUAAAGAAUCUACUCCUUUCUACUUCUGCGGAACAAAUUGAAAGAUGUUUUGUAAUUGAAAAUACCAACACUGUUAGCGCAGCAGAAGAAACUAAUCACGCUGGUGAAGAUUACAAAAAAUAUGGCUCCCAAACUAGUCAGGAUUCAGGAAACUAUUCUAAUGAAGAUGAAAAUAGUGGAAGUGGACUAAGUGAAGAAGUUCUGCUACAGGGAGCUGUGUGACCGGAAACCAACUCUCAAAUGGUAGCGAGUUUUGUGGGAGUUUACCGGGAGCCUGACCUCUUUGCUUCUCUCAGUAAGUAUCAAGAAGAUUUUCGAUUUCUGGGGAAGAAAAAACAUCUUCAAGUCAUAGAUCCUAAAAAUAUAGUCAAGCACUUAACUGUUUACAAGCAGAAUUACAGGAAUUUGGAGAAAAGUUCCCUACAUUCUUUGCUACGUGUAAAGGCUUGGAAGACCUGUCUGGGCUGAGAUGAGUUAAAUCCGGAAGAUGUCGACUGUCUUUCUGAUGGUAUCUUAAGUACCACUGUGCUGACUGUUUGUGGCUAAGGGCAGUACGUGUGUUCCUGUCAGUUAAUACUGUCACGGGGCUGCUGGUUGCUCUGUGUCAUUGGUUCAUUCUCCAUUCCCAGUAUUAUAGUGCAUUAUUUUUCAAGAGAUGUUUAGAACAUCUGGUCUUUUCUUUUGACACCGAAGCAGGCCCUUUGGAAAUUUCUUUAGAAAAGCUGAAUACCGCCACCGCUGGUUUUCUAAAAAAUCGCUUUCUCUAAAAAACAUCCACAGAUACCAGAAACGUGAUCCUUAAAAUUUUUCAGGGGAAUUCUGUCCACUAAUCCCAAGGACAUUGGCUCCAACAUCACAGUUGCCUUUCCCUGCCGCAGUUUAGGAUUAAAAGCAGGUAAUCUUUUCCAUACAUUAAGAGUUCCUGAUUCAUAACUUAUUAGAACAGUGGCUUCUGACUAGAAUUUGCAUUCACAAAAGUUGUAGAGAAAUGGAGAGCUAUCUGACUAGCAGAGUCCCUAUUAUUUUUUAAGAUAUGGGAGUCUGUGGAGGUUAGGCACAAAUGCACGCAAGAAGCCUUGGGACCAGAAAAUGCUACUGAUGGACCAGACAGAGUAAGAAGUAGAAUAAUUCAGUAGGAAAGAAGCGGGUGACUUUAGUGACAAUGAAGCAUAAUGUGUAUAACCAGCUUUUAAUUUUCAACAUACCUUGGGGUUGUUUAGCCCGCCCUGGUGGUCUAGUGGUUAAGAUUCGGGGCGUUUACCGUGAUGGCCCAAGUCCAUUUCCUGGUCAGGGACCCACACUACCCAUCUGUCGGUUGUCAUGCUGCAGUGGCCACAUGUUGCUGUGAUGCUGAAAGCUAGGCCACUGGUAUUUAAAAUGCCAGCAGGGUCACCCGUGGUGGACAGGAUUCAGCAGAGCUUCCAGCCUAGACAGACCAGGAAAAAGGACCUGGCCACCCACUUCUAAAAAAAUUGAAGACCCGUGAAUAGCAGCGGCAAAUGGGUUUGUUCGUUUGUAUGGCUUCCCUGGGUCUUUUUUCAUACCAGGCCGGCUUCUCUACCAUGGCAGUCAGUAUUCAUGGAUCCCCUCAGCUCAGCCUGCGUAUACUCAAGAAAAUGCAAAUUAUUUAUUAUCAAAGUGAGGGGCAAAUGUAACUGGAAAGAAAACCUAAUUUUAAAAAUUGUAUACUGCUUUUCAAAGGCACCUCUAGCUUAUGUUUAAGUUGGUUUGGUGUUUGGGAUUAUUCCUGGAGAUCCUUUGCAGGAAAGGAGUCUAGGAGUUCUGGCAGCCUCUAAGGCGAAACCCUCUACCUGACUCCUGCAGCCGGGAGGGACCAGUGAGGGGAAAGGAGAGGAAGCCACCCAGCGCCUGCCUAUGCGUAACAGUCUUCCUUAUGUAGUGUGUCUGCCAAGAUGACAGCUUCACCUGGGUGGGAGGAGAGGCUGAGGCAGCUGCCCAGGGCGGGGCUUGACACUCAGCACGCCCUUGGCAUGGGCACAGCUCCGCAGAGCAUUCCAUGUGCUUUCCUGGGUCUGCGGUCCCAGCUUGUGGCAGAGUAUGGCAGGGAUCAGGGCGGCCCAGGAACCCCCUGAGACACAGCUCUCUGCUGGAGAAUCCCUCAGUGACCCCAGCACACCUUUUGAGAGCAGGUCUUUGGGGUCAGCCUCCAUUCGUAAAGCCCCGUCUGUGGAAAUUUGCCUCUUUGAGGGUAGGUUAGGAGCCUGGCGUGACCCCCUGCCACCACUGCUUUCAUACUCUGCCCAUCCAGCGGUCCCCUCCAGUGCUCGGGCCCCAGAUUUCCCACAGAAGAAAGCGGCUGUGGACUGGAUUUCCUAAAAAGAAACAGUGUCUUGUGGGACGUGGAGGAGGGAAAACUCAGACACUAAAAGGAAAAGACACCGAUGAAAUGGUCGGGUCCCUAAGAUGUGGGACUGCAGGUCUUUACGUGGUAAGACCCUCUGUGGGCCUCGAUGAACAAGCCUGGGGGCAUCAGCAGCAGCAUACAGAAACACCCUCAUUUCUCCCUUGUCCUCUAGACGUGAGAAUGCACUCCUGUUCCAUCCUUCAUCACGGUCCGCAUGUAGUGUUUCCAGGCUGUGCUCACUUGGAAGGUGCUAAGUAUUUUUUCUGAAGAAUGAUGUACUUGAAAAUACCAUAUACUUGGGAGCACCAAUAAACUGGCUCAGAAUUGCAAUGUUGAUAGUUCUUGGAGAGGCUGAAUGUAAUCUAAGAGUUUGUGUAAAAGAUUUGUAUCGUCACAGCCAGAAAUAAUAGUAUAUUAAUACAUACGUGAAUAGCGACAUGCGCCUGUCAACGUGUACAUGCCUACUUACAGCAACACACACACACAUAUGUGAUGGGGGCCGCAUUCCAUUAGUAUGGCCGUAAAGGAUUUAUUAGGAGAGAUUCUAAUUAGAAAAUUAGAAAUGCUGCUCAGAACCCUAAACUUUUAGGAUCUGACCAGAAAUUUGCAACCUGUAAAAAAGUUAUUUUAAAAAUAUUAUUUAGGGUUUGUAUCUUCUCCCCAAGCUGUGACUUCUAAAGUAGCCUCAGAUCCCUCUUCAGAAUGUGGAGUGGACAGAAACUUUCCUACCUCUCUUUUCCUCCCCGUUACGCUGUGACUCCCUGACAUGUUGUGUUUUUGUUUCAUCUGGUGUGUGUCUGUCCCCAGGAGACUGGAAGCUCCAUGAGAGCAGGGGCUGACUUUUAUGCAUUACUGUACCCCCAGCAUCUAUGGCAGUGCGCUGCCUUGCACAUAGAAGAUGCGCAGAAAAUAAGUACAAAUGAAUGAAAUCUAAAAUUUGAACCAAGUCGGUGUUUGUGACCAAUUUCGUAUGUUUUAUUGAGUUAUGGAAGGACGUAACCAUGUCGUCAAUGUUUUUAUACAAUAAGCUUUUGUGUUUUUCAUUUGUAGUUUUGUCUUAAACCCUAUUACUGUAAAUAAUUUUAUAUAAUAAACACUGAGGCCAAAAAUCUUUGAUUUUUUUUGUUGUGCUUGAA